This is a messenger RNA of Mesorhabditis spiculigera, 264 nucleotides long. The record is from the annotation of a GenBank genome assembly. NCBI's taxonomy places the organism in Eukaryota, Metazoa, Nematoda, Chromadorea, Rhabditida, Rhabditidae.
AUGAACCGGAUCGCGGUCCUGCAUCUGCCCGCCCAAGUACAAGGGCGCCCACUGCACGACCAAUGCGCCCAGGUGGGACCAAAAUUGGCGUCUACCCGAAGUGCGCCGUCAGUCCUGAUCCCCGCCAUGCGAUGGCGCGAAAAGACCAAAUCACAGAUCCGCUCCCACCUCGUCAUCAUCCUGGGCGCGUGCGGGUUUCUGGCCGUCGUCGCGCUGGCCAUGGCCUACGUGCACUACCGCCGGAAAAAGGCCAAAACCCAGAAG